This is a messenger RNA of Lymnaea stagnalis (great pond snail), 6374 nucleotides long. The record is from the annotation of a GenBank genome assembly. NCBI's taxonomy places the organism in Eukaryota, Metazoa, Mollusca, Gastropoda, Lymnaeidae.
AUUUCCGCCGUCAAAUACAAUACUUGAAGCAGUUUUAAGAUACAAACUACAACAGUAUAUGACACUUUAUAGUUAUAAGCUAAUUAAUCAUUUGUGCCGCGUAAUUAUGGCUUCAGCCUUGGAAAACUAUGUUAACAGUAUCCUUUUUAUAAAUUAUUUACGUCAUUUUAGCAUUAAUAAAUAAUGGCAGGAGACGUAAUUAAGUUUACUUUAAGUUUAAAUAAGUUUAAAAUAAGGCAGGCUGCCAGCCAGGUGUUAAUUUCAAAAUUUUUAGUCAUAGAGCGAUGUGCCCUUAAAGUCUAAACCUAAGCAGCUAAGCAUGAUUCAGGAUGAACAUGAAUCGAAUCAAUUUCAAUUUAAUGGUUAAGCGAAUUUACUUUUGAUUCACAACUUUGAGUUUCUGUAUAGGAUUCUCUCCCCUUUGUUUAUUCAAGCAUUGUUGCUAAAGUUAACUAAUUUCUUUUUAAAAAUAUUGCUACUAUUACCUUGAUGGAAAGUUUUGGUAAAUUUACCCAAUCCGCGCCACUCAUUUCCCCAUGUUUCUCCACUACUUUUUUCCACACUGCUGCCAUCUUUGUUGCCAUGAUGGCAGAUGAGUCAUAACAACAAAGGUUUUUAGUUUUAAAAAUGAGUGCUAAAAUACAUCUACUAAAAUGGGUAGGGAAAGGGAGAGAAUUAGUUGUUUUAACUUCUUACAGAGAGAAACAAAAAUUAGGAAAAAAACACGCUAAAAUUGAAUGAAAUAAAAUUUUGAGAAAAUUCUUCAAUCAUAAAAUCUAUAACUCUGCCUUACCUGAAUUCUAAGUAUGUAUCCCGAACUCAAGCAUAACUCCCCCCCCCCCCUCCCAAUUUUGUCCUCCCUAACUGGAGUGUAAAUUGACCAUUAAAUAGACCCCCCUAACUUGAGCAUUUAUCUUUAAACCUAAAAUCCAUGACCUAUAUCCCGAACCCAACCAUAACUCCCCCCCCCCCUCCCAAUUUUGUCCUCCCUAACUGGAGUGUAAAUUGACCAUUAAAUAGACCCCCCUAACUUGAGCAUUUAUCUUUAAACCUAAAAUCCAUGACCUAAUGCGAACCCUAAAACCAUGUGUUCGUGUGCUACAGCUACACACUUUACUGACUGUACUGUAAUGAGAAUAUUGUAAAUUAGAAUACAAAUUUUGCCGGUAUUUUGAAAAAUGGAUUUUAAUUUUUCUGAUAACUUUUGGAUUUUUUUUUUGGUGGCACCUGCAAUAAAGUUUUUUAAAGUGUAAUAAAUGAAAAUGUAAGUUGGGUUUUCAUUAUUUUUUAACAUAUUAAAAAUAAUGUUGAUCUUUUUAUUAAAAUUUAUGAUUUUUUCAGUAUAGUGCAGUGUGUAAAACAGUAGCAUACGAACACAUGAUUUUGGGGUUCAAGUUAGGUCAAAGAUUUUAGGUUUUAAGAUUUACCCUCAAGUUAGGGGGGAUUAGGUUCAGGGGUAAAUUUACGCUCAAGUCGGGGGGAAUUAACACUUGAGUCAGAGUUACUGAGUUAGCAUUCAGAUUAGGUAGAGUUGUAAAUUUUAGAUUGAAGGUUUAUCUAAAAAAAUUACAAGUAAUUAAUUGCAGACCUGUUUACUCUUAUGAUUUUGGCGUACAAUGUAUGAUUUUGAUGUGUACAUAUUACAUAUUAUAUACUGCAUGUUUAUUUUUUUACUAUUAAGAUGUAUAUAACGAUUUUUUGAUGAUAUUGUACGAUUUUAAGAGUUUGAUGGUAAACAGGUCUGUAAUUAAAUUUUAAUGAUUUUUUCCUAAUUUUCAUUUCUCUCUGUAAGUAGCUAAAGAAACCAUCUUGGUUGCCAUGACACGUUUUCUUUUCAUGGCAACCAAGAUGGCAUCAUGGGAAACGCGUGGCCCGCUGAACGUAAAUUUAUCUAAUGGCUAAAUUUAUAUGGAUACAUUUAGUUUGUAAUUUUGUUCCUUUCCCCGCUUACUUUUAACUGUGUAAACAACAUUCACUACUAUGAUAGCCUUAAUUUAUGUAGAAAGUAAUGCCACUACUACUAUAAAACCAAUUACUACUAGAUGUGAAUGUAGGAACUUUAUUGUAUCGCUCAGAUAUGAGGCAAGACCCAUUGAUAACCUGUGCUCAGCCUCUUUCACUUUUAGUGUCCUCUGUCUCAACUGCGGUUGUUACAAACACUAUGAUCGCCAAAGGCUAAGAAUAGUUGUGUUUUCAUUUUUAAAAAAACAAAACAAAACAUUGCACCCAGCCUUUGUGGUUUUGCCAUUUCCAGUGAAACUAAACCGUCAUCAAAUAGAUAUAUCAUGAUAUAAAUAUGUCAUCUAUGAAUGAAAAACACAUUUUGAAAAUGAUUAGAUCUAUAGGUUUUUUUUUUUUUUACAACAACACAAUUGAAAUAGAAUAUUUUAAAUCUUUUAUUUUUUCACAGUAAAAUUUACAACAAUGUCAGUAAUAAUAAAUACGAAGUGGCUAUUCGCACCUGAGUACCAGAAGUGAGAGGUUGGGAUUAAAAAAAUAUUUAAAAUAUUAUUGAUGGGUUUGUAAGACUGAGGUAUCAAAUGAAAGAUAAUUGAAUGGACUAUAUGUUUGUAAACUUACUUCUUAAAUUUAACUAAAAUAAACUAGCACAAAUGACAUCCGAAUAGCAUUUAGUCAAAAUGACCCUGGACACGCAGCGCCACCAUUCGCAAAAAACAUACUAUAACUAUAAAUUUAGCUAUUGCUUCGAGUGUCAUUGAACACCACAUAUUGUCUGAUGAAUAGUAUUAAGAAACUGGGGAAAGCUUGGUCAUUUCCAAAAAUGUAUAAGUUUAUAAAUACCAAGACAUUCUCAGUCUGUCUUUGUUGGAAAGUGAUCUUUGUGAAAAAAUUUACCUAUUUACAAAAUAUAAUUAAACUUAUGAUAUCUUUUUAGAUUACCGGGGUACAUGUAAAUGUUUUACUGAGGAGAUAAAAAAAAAUUGGCAGGUUAUACGUUUUGUAACUAUUUAAAUCAGGCCUACGUGUAAAGGCUUCAUAACAGGUCUGCAUGCAGCCUGAUGGCCAGUCCUAUAAUAUGUUAAGUUAAAUUUUAUUUAGAAAAAAUGUAUUUUAGUUUUACUAUACUUAUAUACUAAACUUAGUUAAACUUAAAUACUGGUUUUUUUAAAUUUUUUUUUUAGAUCCACAGUGUUCAAAUAGAUCUAGCUAAGUUUUUAAUUCUUUAAUAAAUGUAACUUAAUUUCUGUUAUUCUCCUUAACCGGCUAUAAGAAAUGGUUGAAAUUGUGACAGCUGAUGGACGUGUUAUAGUGGUGAGUUGAAUUUGAGUCAACAAUUAAGAAUGUAAUCAAAUAUGUCAGCUUAAUACUUACAAAAUCUUUAAUGUUGUAGAAAUUGUUACAAAGUUUAUGUAGUAAAAUUGGAUAAAUGUUGUUGUUUUUUUUAUUUGCAAGGGUACCCUCAAGGGUUUUGAUCAAACUAUUAACCUUAUUCUUGAUGAGAGUCAUGAAAGAGUCUAUAGCACUGGUCAGGGUGUUGAACAAGUCAUUCUUGGACUUUACAUUGUUAGAGGAGACAAUGUGUAAGUGUUAUUUGUGUAUUUAAUUGUCUUUUAAUUGAGUCUGUUUUACAUUUUUGUGGGUGCGAAAGUUGUGAGAAUUUUUCAGGCUUUAAAGAAAUGUUUAGAAAUUAAGAAUCUUUUAAAUCACUUUUUUAAAACACAACUCCUUGGAACGACAUAUAUUUUCCUUUCUGACUUCAUUCUUUUUUAGUACCGGUAUUACUUCGUCAUAGUUAUUCCUACAUUAUCAUUAGUUGCCACUUUUUAAAAAUGUAGUAAGGUUACUGCUACCCAGCAAAGCACUUAAAAAUCAUUUACCUUUUCUACUUGCCUUAAGGCAUGCAGCUCUUCAGAGGAAUAGAUUAUAGAUUCAGCUUUAUUAUUUUUUUUUUCAAAUAAUUAAUAACCUUUCAACAACCUGCUCCUUGCCUGCAGUUCACAAAAUAAAAUAUGUCCUUGGUUAAUAUAAUUUAUAAAAAAUGGCUCCUCACUCAAAAAAUUGCAGAACCAUGUUUGAAGCUGACUUUGUCCUGAAUUGAAAUGAAACACAUACUUAAGCUGUUUCUUAAAUUAGGAUUCAUUAUUUUAUCCCACUAAAUGUGAUGAUGAUAGGUGUCAGAAUUCCUGUUAUCUCCUUAAAAAGUAAUGAUUAAUUUAGUUUCUUUUAAUUGUAUCAGUUUUCUUCUUUCUCCUAGAGCGGUUAUUGGUGAGGUGGAUGAUGACACAGAUAAUGGACUUGACUUUGAAAGCAUUCGAGCAGAGCCUUUGAAUGCAAUCACUCAUUGAGGAUUGAAAGUUGUAUUGAAAGACCAUUGAACCUCAGAAGUAAAACUGUUAGAUGCCUAUAAAAUUUGUAGCAAGUGAAAUAUUUUAAAGAUAAAUGUGGGACUUUUGCAACACUAAAGACAUGAAAGAAUGCAGCUUUCACAUGUGUCUGUCAAAGUGCAGAAUUUUAAUGACUCUUUUUGGUACUUGCUCAAGAAACUAAAAAAAUAAAAUGUAAAAAAAAUGGUAUAAUGUUUCAUAAAUUCAAACAAUUUGUACUUGUACUAAUUGCUAAUGCCAUGCUAACAGUAAUGGCUUUUAGUACUAAUACACUUAAAAUGCAUUUUUAACAUAGCUUUUAGAAAGGAACUGAAAUUAAAUUUGGAAUUUCUAAUUGACCCAGACUGCCUUUAAUUUAAAGUUUAAGUGCCAAAACUGAUAAAAAAGAAUUAAUUAAAAAAAUUAAAAAUGGUGUUUUAACCAGUUUGAGAAAUCUUUGUUUUAUCUCAGGGUUUCUUGAAUAAUGAAAAAUUUCAAACUUGUAUGUUUGAGCACUUCAGAUGCAAAACAUGGGUUAAGUUUUAAAAAUUAUGCCUUUUGUUUACUGGUGAGAAUAUUUGUUUUGCAUCCAUUCUAAUUAUAAUGAUAAAAAAACCCAUUGUAUUUCAUUCAACUUUUUAUUGCUCAUCCUCUUGUUUGUCAUUUGAUUUUUUUACAAAACUGUUAUGUACUGGUAAAAAUAAAUUUACAAGAAAUGUGGGGGGUUUUCAAACUGAAAUCUGAAAUAUGAUUCAUUAGAGGAAUUACAAAAUUUUUAAAAUGUAAAUAAUAUAUUGUUCCUUCUACACCACUAAUUUUUACUGCAUUUGGUGGUUUUUGGAUCACAUUCACAAAUAGACAAAAAAUGUGGGUGCGAAGGUUUUGAAUGUUUUUUGUGACAAAUAAAAAGUAUGUGAUGCAUGUAUGAAUAGUUUUGUAAAUAUUUUAGUUGAGUACCAUGGUUCAAUGUAGUGCAAGCAAAAUUUAUGUUGAGUUGUAGCUAUUUACGCUUCUUAAUUUUGUGGGCUGGAUUUAACAAAAGAAAGAAAAUCCUGGUGCCCCUGAGUCCAGAGUAUGAAUGAGACUUGCAUAUUUAGAUUACCCAUGGUAAUACCUAUUAAUACCUGGAUGAAAGUUACAAAUUUGUCUCAUCUUUAAUGUGUAAAAUUAAAAUCAUUGUUUUACUGGAAGUGUAGAGCAUGUGUAAUUACUUUAAUGUUGAACACAUUUAAUGUCUGGAAUAAAAUCUGAUUAAUGAGUUAUGUCUAUUUUUGAAAUGAUUUGUCCUCAUAUAAAGAAUGCUUAGUUAACUUAGUUUGUACGAUUAGCCAGAUUAACAACAAAAGAUUGCGUAUUGUUCAAAAAGGGUCUUCUUUUGUAGAUGUAAGGGCAAAAACAGAAUUAAAAAAAGAAAUACAUCAGGGUAUGAAAUAAGGGGAAAGUAGUCAAAGGAGGUAAAGAAAAAGAAAACAGGAGAGGGAUUUACAUGAACAUAACGUAAUAUUUAUAUAAAUAAAAACACUAGAACUAGAGUGAUCAACACUCUUGCUGGUCAGUAUACGUAUUUAUAUCCUGAGAGUGAACAUGAGCUACAACCUUUAAAGAGAGCAUAGUCUUUAAGUUAUUUUGUUUAAAAUGAAUAUAAUUCAAACUUGGAUUAUCUUCAGAGUUGGAGCAGAUUAAUUUCAAAUUAUCAAUCAUUGUAAAGAAAAGUCAUACAUUUUACCAUUACAUUUUCAUUAUGUAUCUAUCAUUCCAGGAUGUGUUAGUACUGGUUCUUAUUGCUAGGUCAAAAACCAGCAUUCCACAACAUCUGAUGACAAACUUCCUUAUUUGUACAAAAGAGCAAUCCAUAAUUUCUUUUAUUUUAAGUAAAAGUUUUGAGUAGUGUUUUAGUGCAGUAUUUCAAUCCCAUCAGUAUGUAUAACCAUUGUACUAUGGUCACAGAGUUUUCUUGUACCCUUUAAUAACUUCAUCAAAGCAAUUCAGUUUUAUUUUUUAUCUUAUCUAUCUUUUAUAAACAAUCUAAACAAGACAUGAAAAUCAAUC